Messenger RNA from Dinoponera quadriceps, 4251 nucleotides. Its product is annotated as transmembrane protein 205. The coding region runs from base 598 to 1515 and encodes 305 amino acids. The record is from RefSeq and is a predicted model, not a curated record. The transcript is spliced from 5 exons. NCBI's taxonomy places the organism in Eukaryota, Metazoa, Arthropoda, Insecta, Hymenoptera, Formicidae.
GUGCAUCAGUCCAUACAUAACUUCACGUGCUUGCACGUAACGAAACGGGUAGGCAACCCAUCGUACUGGUCUGCAUGUUUAUGGCCAUAUCGAGAAUCCUCGAUCCCGAGAAGCGAGAUGUCAUCCGAAGGAAGCCAGGAUCGAGACUCGCGUGAUCGCAGAAAAGGCGUUUUUGAUGCCACAACCCUUUCGCACGCCCACCAUGGCGAGGAACGGAAGGGGAAGGAGGGCGCCAGGAGUAGCUGCAUAAAAGUAGAGCGGCGUCGAGACGCGGCGUAUUCUACGGCUCGAACGGAAAAGCGAGUGUUGAAUUUCUCCUCUUCGCACUCGCACACACUCACUCCUCCCUCCCACGCGACGAUCGGUCGAGUUUGUCCCUCGAGGACAGCCGGCUCAGUUAUCGCGUUAUCGCUCGAGCAGUUCGUCAAACCCACGUCGGCUUUCACAAAGCGAACACCUCGCGAACGGGCAACUCGAAGAGACAGGUGAAUAUCAACGACUCUGCACGGAAGGAAGCGUGAUUUCCCGGAAAUUCCGGAGAGUCGGAUCGAGAAAGGAUCUCACAGCAUUUGUGGCACACAUCGGCAGCGGAGCGUCAUGUGUGUCCGUUCACUGGUGGAUAUCGAGACCGUCGCGCCUUCCGCGAAGCAGAAUGACCGGUUGAUCCGCGUCAAAGAAAAAUACGUCAGGCUGCACGAUGAAAUGCUCGAACGCGAGAAACAGGAGCUGCUGCGCCAACAGCAGCAGGAACAGGCGACUUUCCACGUGUCGGCCGACCAUGUCUCGCCCAUCAGCACAAUCCACUACAGCCUGUUGCUGCACAAGUUGGCGGAGUAUUAUGAAAUCGCGCGUCGCACCAAGGCCUUCAAGAUCUUGUUCUACACGGCGCAACCGGCUCACGUAAUUAUGAUCGCGGCGGUCUUGUUCGUUAUGUCGGUCCUUAUCCCGACGAAAGAAAGAGCCUCUUCUGAUUCGAACUCUCACUCGAGGACAACGUCCUUCAUUUACCUCGCGGCCUUCGUCAUGCACUUUGGUGCCCAAAUCUGGAUGACUUUCGUAUCAGGUCUGUCCUUAUACUUCGCAUUGCCGCGACAUAUGUUCGGUGAGGUGCAGCGCGUCCUGUUCCCAAGAUACUUUACGAUCAACGCGUGCCUGAGUCUAAUUACGCUCCUUAUAUUUGUCAAGCAUCAUCCGGCGCAUACGUGGGACACGGAAAUUGCUAUUCAGGUCGGCGGGAUGUCUAUUGCUUUUUUCCUGGAACUGCUAAUACGAUUAUAUCUGACACCGCCGCUUUUGCGAUUGAUCGUGUUGAAGAAUAACUUGGAACGCGCGACGGGCGUCGGGGGUGAAAUCGGCCGUCAAAAUAUCGGUCCACUGAAGCACUGCCCGUACUACAUGAAGAUCCAUCGUGCCUUCUGCCAAAUACACGUGUGCAUUGCCAUGGGGAACAUGCUCACUGUGGCGUGCACGGUGCUUCAUUUGCAUUAUAUAGCGAGCAGAUUGUGCGUUCUGUAAGAGAAUAAUCGCUAGUAAAAGAUAUAUUCGUUUGCUACUAGAAUACUUUUCGAAGCAGUUUAAAAGAUUAUUUCCAAGGGAAAGAAAUACGUCUCAUACAAUGGAUUUGAUGAUAGAAACGAAAGUGUACACGAUAUAAUGCGAAAAAUGAUCUUCCCUGCCAUUAAUUGAAGUCAGACCAAGUCUCCCGAGUCUUUCGGCGGCGCAGUAGUUGGAAAGAAUAAACGUUAAUUCUUAGAUCUUAUUAUAAAUUUAAGACGACCUUAAGCCUUCGUUGUCACACGCUUAUUUUUGUCGCUUAGCUUACAUUGGGUCCGUGAGAUAACUUUUCUGAUAUACUCUUACUUAAAUUAGCGCUUCAUUUUCGGCCAUAUUCAGGUCUUUUGGGAUUAUCCGGUUAACCUCGAGUGUACGGUUAAUUUCUUAAAUUAAUUAUUGAUAAAUUAUUGAUUCUUCCAACGAUUAGAAAUAAAAAUGCGAACGAAUUUAUCGCAGCAACCAUUCACUUGUAGAUAUUUUCUGGUUGCCGAAGUAAUAUCCGUAAAUAUGGAUAUCCUUGUGGGAAUUAGUGAGAAACAAGUUCUCUCAUCGGUUGCAAUCCGAAUUGUGGUGUGAAAAACCGUUCAAAUCGUUUUGAAACCAAAUGUGUGUAUAUCGGGAUUAACGACUGUGGGAUCUUAAUUUUCCAUUCGGGUCAAUUUGAUCCACGAGUGCCAAACUAGAAUUGAGAUGAACUUAAGACGAUUUUAAACAUAAGAUCAGAUUAUAAAUGCUGCUCUAACACUCGCCCACCGCUUCAUCCUCUUCUCGAACAGCAUAAAUAUUUUUCAGACGACUUAGAGACGUCUGAGCGAAAGAUAUCCAUUUAAAUAAACUUGUGUGUUUUAUACGUCUUUUAGAUGCUUCUAUUUUUUGUUUAUGAUUUUUAAAAUUUAAAAACUCGUUUCAAGAUAGAUUUACAAUAGUAAGCCUUGUGCUCUAAAUUGUAAUGCAAUUUCUAGCAAAAGCAUUACCAAAGGUCAUAAUUCCUGAGAUUUAAACGAGUUAUUGCGAGUUUUGGCAAACGUCCGAAAUUACGUUACAUUCUAUUGCUUAGAGGACACAAAGCUUAUUACAUCUAUUGUAGGUCCGAGCUUAGACAUCUCUGAAAUGUUCCCAAGACGUAUUUCAGAUAUUUAUGCUGUCUGGAUAUAUAAGAAACAUGAUGAGAGAAAAGGAACGAGGUGGUCGCUUGCAAAAAUACAUGUCGGACAGUUUUGUCCUUGCAAUAUAAAACAGAUUGAGCUCGUUCUGCGUUCAAGCAGAACGACUACUCAGUGAGGAAGACCACCUUGUUCGUUCAUGAUCGCUAAUGAGGCGUGCACAUUCGCCUCUCAGAACAUUAUCCGAGAGAAAAUCGAGCCGAGGUGGUAAUGAUUAAUUCUCACUUUUCUCAUCGAUCUGCUUUUAAUUUCGUGUGGUGUAAAUUAUUGUUGAACAAUUGUCCGAAAUAUGCGUGCAUAUAAUUCGUGAGAGAUUGCGCGAGGACAAUUUAUAUUUGUCGACGCGUGAUUUUCUAUGUAAUUGCGUCCCAACUGUUUUCAAAAGAAUUGCCUCAGACCCAUAAUAUUGCUACUCGAAACUUGCCUCAGGUGAGACAUUUGAAUUUGAAGACAGAUGUGAGUUUUUCAAUUGAAUCCACGCACUUACAAAUACGCUAUAUCGCGUAUGACUUGAAUAAAAAUCUAAUUCAGAAUUGAGUAUCUCACUCUGAGGGACAAACGACUAUUAACAAAAGCUUUAAUCACGUUAAAUAUGACAGUAACAAUGCAUAUUUUGCACAUUCACCGUGUAUAUUAUUCUAAUCGAAAGUGGAAAGCAUUAUUAGAGUCGCAUAUAGAGAGUGAAAUCGACGUACGAAGCGUCGCGCACGCAUUCAAGUGUCUUCUCGCUGAUCCAAUCUUUCUUUAAAUCGAGCGCGAUCGCGCUCAAUAAAACUGAUAUUUUGAGAUACUCCUCUUUUUCCCUUGUCUUUUAGAGGACGAGUUGAUAUCGACAAAUUGCUCCGCGGGUACGUGGAAAGAUCGCGCACACAUUGAAGAAGAGGCAAUAAAAAUGCUCUUAUUGAUUAAUAUUUAUUAUUAAUAUUUAUUUAAUUAUAUAGUAAAAUUGCGCUAAUUUUUUUGUAAAGAUCAAGAUACAGGUACAAAAAUACCUACGUAUGUAUGUAACAAUCAGAACAUUCGUAUCGAACGAAAGAAAAAGAAGAAAGAACGACAAAUGAGUGGAUGCGUAAUCGCUUUAUGUUAAUUGACUGAAUUUACUCUUACGCUCUCAUUGUAAAUAUUGCAUACUACUCGCUUAGCGUCUGUCACAUAUCUCGUAUAACAAUACACAUGUAUUUGGUUCUUUUUGUAAGUUUCACUCUUCUCAAUCGUACAUUUCCCUUGUGAAUGUCUGUCCUUCUAUGCAGUCCAUUAUAUCCCCCCGGUGUAACGCAGUUCACAAAUUAACGAGAAAUACGACUAAACGCAAUUAAAAAAUCCGAUCCCAGUUUACAUCAAGAUGUCUUUGUAUUGCUUGGGAUGUCUGUCGAGAUGACAAUAAGAUCAACCGAGCCCGUGUAGAUAAAACGAGAGUUUUCUAUGAAUAACAUGUUUAAGUAUGUAUAGAUACAUCUUCUCGUAUAUCAAAAACUUACGUCUGUAUAUAUAAAAAGUCUGUACAUCGUAUAUUAAAAGUUGUCGGUACUCACAA